Clarias gariepinus (North African catfish) is the source of this 2912-nucleotide messenger RNA. It is a transcript of the gene dpp3, whose product is annotated as dipeptidyl-peptidase 3. The transcript has 18 exons. NCBI's taxonomy places the organism in Eukaryota, Metazoa, Chordata, Actinopteri, Siluriformes, Clariidae. Gene Ontology annotation, cellular component: cytoplasm. The record is from RefSeq and is a predicted model, not a curated record. Bases 115 to 2295 code for a protein of 726 amino acids. Gene Ontology annotation, molecular function: metalloexopeptidase activity; dipeptidyl-peptidase activity. Gene Ontology annotation, biological process: proteolysis.
GAAUGAAUAGCGGAAGUUGGAGUAGACAGUGAGGCUGCAUUUUGACAGGUUUGAACGAAGAAUUAAGAGUAUUUUGUAAUUUCAACCAGAAGAUCACACUGCUUGUAAAGCAGCAUGGUGGAUUCUCAGUACUACCUCCCCAAUGACAUCGGGAUCUCGGUUUUGGAUUGUGCCGAGGCCUUCCGGCUGCUGUCGCCUAAAGAGCAACUGUAUGCACAUUACAUCUCACGGGCAUCUUGGUACGGGGGCUUGGUGGUUCUGCUGCAGACCUCACCAGAGUCUCCGUCCAUCUAUGUGCUCCUGCAGAGAAUCUUCCAGAAGCAGACGCCUGCACAGCUGGAGACCGUGGCAGCUGCAGCAGGUCUGAGCUCAGAUGAGUACCAGGCAUUUCUUGUGUAUGCUGCUGGGCUUUAUGCAAACAUGGGAAACUAUAAGUCAUUUGGUGACACGAAGUUCAUUCCUAAUUUGCCAAAGGAGAAGUUUAAGGCAGUGGUGUGGGAAAGCCAGGCCUAUAAGGAGAACCCUGCUGAGAUGGAGGCUCUGUGGAACAGCUGCUCCCACCUCCUCUACUCCCUGGAAGACAAGCAUAAACAGCUUGGACUCGGGGAAGAAGGGAUCUCCACAUACUUCUCAGGGAACUGCUGUUUAGAAGACGCAGAGUUGGCCCAGAAAUUUCUAGACUCCAAGAACCUGAGUGCCUACAACACACGUUUGUUUAAGAAGGUGUCAGAAGGGAAGCGCCACUACGAGGUGCGCCUUGCCUCUGCAGUGAAGAAGGAUUGUGCUGUUGAGGGUGAAGGAGAAACACACUGUGGCACAUUUGACUUUGAGGAUGCUGUUUUUUCUGUUCAGAGAGGAGACUAUGCAUACCUUAUGGAGAAAGUCAGCCAAAACCUGGAAAAAGCGAAGGCUUACGCUGCCAAUGAGAACCAGAGACAAAUGAUGGAGGAGUACAUAAGAAGUUUCACCUAUGGGUCUGUGGACGCUCAUAAAGAGGGCUCCCGUUUUUGGAUAAAGGACAAGGGACCUAUUGUAGAGAGUUACAUAGGCUUCAUUGAGAGCUACAGAGAUCCAUUUGGUUCAAGAGGCGAAUUUGAAGGUUUUGUUGCUGUAGUGAAUAAAGCGAUGAGUGCUCGAUUCGCGCAGCUGGUGAGUUCAGCCGAAGACUUGCUCCCCGAGUUGCCGUGGCCAACUGCAUUUGAGAAAGAUCGUUUCCUCAAACCCGAUUUCACCUCGCUGGAUGUGCUCACUUUCGCUGGCAGUGGCAUCCCAGCAGGAAUCAACAUUCCAAACUAUGAUGAUAUUCGACAAACAGAAGGCUUUAAGAAUGUGUCCCUUGGAAAUGUGCUGGCUGUGGCCUAUUCAACACAAAAGGACAAACUCACUUUCCUGGAGGAAAAAGACAAGGAUCUCUUCAUCAAGUGGAAAGGCCCUUCUUUUGAGGUGCAAGUGGGUCUACAUGAGCUUCUUGGGCAUGGCAGUGGCAAACUCUUCAAGCAGGAUGAAAAGGGAAAAUUCAACUUUAAUCACGCUGAGGUCCGUAAUCCAGAGACAGGGGAAUUGGUUAGUAGCUGGUACAAAGGCAGUGAGACAUGGGACAGCAAGUUCUCCACCAUCGCUUCGUCAUAUGAGGAAUGUAGGGCAGAGUGUGUGGGGCUCUACCUCUGUCUGAACAAGCAAGUGCUGAGCAUCUUUGGUCAUGAGGGUGAAGCAGCAGACGAGGUUGUGUAUGUGAACUGGUUGACUAUGGUCCGUGCUGGUCUGCUAGGCCUGGAGUUUUACACACCAGAGAGCAAGAGCUGGAGACAGGCUCAUAUGCAGGCUCGUUUUGUGAUCCUGCGUGUGCUGCUGGAAGCAGGGGAAGGUUUCGUGACCUUGAGUGAGACCACAGGGGCGGAUGGUCAGCCUGAUGCCCUGAUCAUGCUGGACCGCAGUAAGAUUCAUACAGUGGGCAAGAGUGCCAUCCAAAAGUUCCUCUGCUGUCUGCAGGUGUACAAAUCCACGGCUGAUGUGGAGGGAGGUCGAGCUUUGUAUGACCGCUACUCUGCAGUAACAGCUGAGGGUGCUCACAAUUUCCUGCGGCUCCGCGAGACAGUGCUGCUUCGCAAGGAAGCCCGCAAGAUGUUUGUUCAGGCUAAUACCCGUGUCAAAGGAGAGGCGGUGGAGCUGGAGCAAUAUGAGGCAAGCGCAGCAGGACUGAUCCAGUCCUUUGCUCGGCGCUUCACCGAGGAUGAUGAGGAACUGGCAGCUCAGCUGCUGGAAAUGGCCUCCACAGAUGCAACUUACUGGUGCUAAGGCAAUGGGGGGCGAAAAGCACUGCAAACUGAUGAGAACGGCCCUAACGCAUGAUAACUGCCCUAAGUCUGCAGGUACAACGUUAUAUUAGAGAAAGAAAACAUGAAUGAGAUAGAAAGAGGAUGCAAAGGGUACGCUGGAAUUGAUUGUAGGAAAAAAAAAUCAGAAGGGCAGUUCAGACAUCGUAACGGUUAACUUUUCUUUAGCUCUGUGUUCACUAAUGUCAGUAAGUCAGGUUUUUUUAUUUAGAAUAUGCAAUCACUCUGUAUUUGAGAUGGGACCACAGCCUACGCUUCCCACACAGAUGGAUAUGUGUUAAAGCAUCGAUGAGAGAAAAUGUGCUGUGUGAGGGUGGAGUGGGAGAAGCACUUAUGUAAUCUAAACCUGUUGCACUUCUGUGAACGUUUUAACAAAUACGUUUGCGUAAUCAUGUUUAUGUCCUGAUCAGCAAUACAUCGCAUAAUCAACCGAAUAUUCAAGUUUGUGCUUAGUAGGAUGUUUUCUCAGAAAUCUGCAUUUUGAUUUUGAUCUUAAAGGCAUUUAGCAUAAAAAAAAGAACAUGUGUGAUCACUGACAAGAGAAAGGUUUCCUACUGAAUAAAAACAAAAAAUCAGUCA